Messenger RNA from Zophobas morio, 3691 nucleotides. RefSeq names its product inhibitor of Bruton tyrosine kinase. The coding region runs from base 116 to 3616 and encodes 1166 amino acids. Gene Ontology annotation, molecular function: protein binding. NCBI's taxonomy places the organism in Eukaryota, Metazoa, Arthropoda, Insecta, Coleoptera, Tenebrionidae. The record is from RefSeq and is a predicted model, not a curated record. The transcript is spliced from 8 exons.
UUGACACUUGUGUAGUUGUCAUUGUCAAUGCUAUAUUUGUCAAAAUUAAAAAUUGGCGAUUUAAAAAAUUUAUGCAUUUAUUGCAUUUGACGGGCAACCAGCAGCUCGAACAAACAUGGGUCAAGAUGAAACGGCCAGCUGUACUGACCGCUGCAGAUCGACUCAGCAUGGGGACAUCAUCACAGCCGCAAUCUCUAGACGUAGCGUCUCCGAUAAUGACCUAUGUUCGUACCUCAGCUACAUUUGUACCUGUUGCGAAACUGUGAAAGACUCCGUGGGAAGAACUGCUCUCCAUGUCGCGGCUUCUUGUGGCCGAAUUGACCUAGUUCGCUGGCUAGUACAAAAUCGCCACUCCAACAUUAAUGCUAAGGACGACGAGUCAGGAUUUACAGCCUUACAUAGAAGCAUUUUUUAUGGGAAGAUUGACGUUGCUGUUGAACUUAUCAAAUUGGGGGCCAAUACUAGUUUGUUGGACGCUAAUAGCUUGACGAUGUUAGACCACGCUAUGAUGGAUGGUUUUGUACCAGAAUCUGCUAAUUCAGGGGAACUGUAUGUUUGGGGUUCGAACUGUAAUAAUUCUCUAGGACCACAACAAUCUCGUUCCACUCCAGAGCUGCUUGAUGUUUUCCAUAAAAAAUAUCCUGAAGAAUUGAUUUGCAAGGUUGGGGUAGAGAAGUUUCAUAGUUUAAUUGUUACUUCUGCUGGUAGAGUGUACAGUUGUGGGCAUGGGCAAGGGGGUAGAUUGGGUCUGGGCACCCAACAGACUGUCGUGAUACCUGAAAUGGUUCAUUUUCCUGAUACUAGUCAUGGGGAAUCUGUGAUGUGUAUUGAUGCUGCUAUUGCGAGGGACCACAGUAUAUUUUUGUGUUCUGAUGGCAAUCUAUAUUCGUGCGGAUUAAACACUCAUAGAGUACUAGGACUAAGCCCUCCUCCACAACAAGUACUAGUUCCUACUCAACUCAAGCAUUUAUCUGAAGAAGUAAAAUAUGUUUGUGCAAGUCCUUACCAUUCUGUAGCGUGGGGCCCUAAAUGUUUGUACACUUGGGGCUUAAACGCUGGUCAGAUAGGUCACAAAAUGCGAACCGAUGACAAAUACGUUACAACACCAAAGGCUGUGAGACUUCUCAACUUUUCUGAAACUGAAAUUGUAGCGUUAGAUUCGAGUGAUGGUGCUAUGUCUAUAUAUACAAAAAAGGGCGACAUCUAUGUGUUGCACGAGUACCAGUGCCGCAAAAUCGCAUCUAGACAAUUAAAUGUGAUACAAGUCAGUAUUUUUGGAGGCAAACUUAAUACUUCACUCAGUAAAGAAUUAUCAGCGGAACUCAACAGAGAGUUAAAAGUGGUAGCUCUCACAAACACGGGCAAUUUGCUUUUGUGGCAAGAAUCCGAUUCACAACUAUGCAGAUGCAUUUAUUCCUUAAACAGACCAGUCAUUGUUAACCAAGUCCGCAUCAACAAUAGCGGCUUGUUGUUUGUGACAAGAGACGGUGAAGCAUUCCAGGGUUUCAUUAAACCCCGAAAGAAGAAAACGGUCACAAAUAACAACGAAAAAAGUGCUUUUCACAAGUUUUUAGACCGUGAAGACUGCAUAUCUGUGAAACUGUCAAAGUUCCCUAGAAUACAUCGAGCUGUGAUGAUUACCAGUGACGCCAAAGGGCAUGAUUAUUGCGUCAUUCAAGUACCUCCAUACAAGAGAUUCGACGCUCCACAGAUCAUAGAGUCAGAAAUGAAGGAAAAUCUCACUAGACUGCUACAAGAAUGUCACGAGAAUGAUGAUCUUCAUGAUGUAGUGUUUCAAGUAGAUCAUCGUUACUUCCCAGCACAUCGCUACAUAAUGGCUUCCAAAAGUACCUACUUUGAGAAACUUUUGAUUGAUGGUGAUAGCUUGGUAGCACUUGAUGGGUACAACCCUAUUAUUUUUGAGCAAUUCCUUACCUAUGUGUAUAGUGGUGACUGUGAUUUAUUAAGAUGCGGUGAGUGCGAAGACAGAUUUAAAAAUUUAUGUGAGAAACAGAAAGAGAAUGAUGACAGUGAAGUAAACGUACAAGUGGAUGGUAAACUCUCCGCUUUUGAAGUUUAUAAUAGUAAUAAGUUGAAGAACCAAAAACAAGAAAGUAAGCCAAGCAAAAUCAAAAAUCCCGUUAGGAUGUUGCAUGAAAUGGCUAAGAAGGUUGGGUGUGCAGAGUUGUGUGCAAUUUUGAGCAAUUACGAGAUGCAGAAGUUUGUUAUUAGGAAGAAGACGAAAAAGGAAGUUAAUUUGAAGCCUUUGCAGUUUGACAAAGUGGCUUUGAGCGAAUUCUGUGAUGUUACUAUCAAAUGUGCUGAUGGGAAAGAAGUUAAGGCACACAAAUGUAUUUUAGCCGCACAGAGUGAUUAUUUUAAUAAUUUGUUUUCUACAAGGUGGCACGGGACUGAAACUAGAACAAUAACACUGCCGUGUUCAAGAAGUAUUGUAGAAGCUCUACUAGAAUAUCUCUACACUGAUACCCUUUCCUACUUAAACAACAAAGAACAAGACCACCUAUUCAAACUAAUAAUAUUAGCCGAUCAAUUAUUCAUUACAAGACUGAAAGAACAGUGCGAAUAUCUUCUAUUUCACUGUUUAACGUUGAAAAACUGCGUGCAAUUCCUAACUUUCGCCAACUUAUAUAACGCCCAAAAAUUAAAGUAUUGCUGCUUGAAAUUCAUCGUUUCAAAUAUAGCCCCACUUCUUGAGGUACGCCUCUUUGAUGAUAUUGAUGAAGCUUUACUAAAAGAAUUAAGCGAUUUUUAUUUCGAAGACAAAGAAAAAAUUUGCUGCCGUGUCAUAACACCGUACUCCACUGCACCCCUAGAAGAAGAGAUUAUUUCUGUUAGCAGCACUUAUCCUGUGUCGCUUUUAGAAGAAGUGGAGAAAGUUGUACAAAAAAGUAGCCAGAAGAGGAGGUCCAGAAAUCACAAAACCAGUGUAGAUUCUAGUCAGAAAUCUUUCAAAGAAAACGUCUGUGAUGAGAAUAUUAUUCAGUUUCCUGAUUCGCCACCAGAUGUAAGUUGUAAUAUUGACCAAGUAGUGCCAAGUAGAUUGAGAGCGAUAAAACUAGCUGAGGAGAAGAUAGAGAGUGAAGAUUAUCAACCACAGUUUACCAAGUUGGUUUCAAAGAGUAGUGUGGAUGCUGAUAUUUUAGGGACAUCCUUUGAGGAAUUCCCUUUGCUAAAUAGUCCACCGACUUCUUAUCCCUUGAGAUCGCCUCACAAAUACGAAACCAAACACAGGAUGGUGAAGAUAUCUCAAAAACAGAGGAAGAGGUUGUCUUCGGAAAGUGCGACGGAAGUGCCAACACCAGAAAGUCCUAAAAAUCCUUGGAAGAUUGUCAGCGAAAUUGGCAGUCCUACAUCUCUGGAAACCAGUAUGAGUGAUAUUAUUUCUUCUGAGAAGAAACAGAAAGAGAAUCUAGUUAAGAUUAAAAGUAAAUUGUUAAUUUAUACGCAGAUUGAAGACAAAGCUAUUGAAGAUCUCUGUAAAUUUUACAACGCGGAAAAUGUGGAUGAUGAGUUCAUCACUGUGGAACGCGUUAAUAUGGGUGCUGUGGCUGCGCCUGUGUGGGUUCCAGGUGUUAAAAAGCUGGAAUCACAAUAAUUUUAAUCGCAUUUUCGAGAAAUACAUUUAUUUUGUUGAUUUUAUUUUGAUUAAAAAAGUUUUUAUCUAUUUUAA